Messenger RNA from Prorocentrum cordatum, 4205 nucleotides. The record is from the annotation of a GenBank genome assembly. NCBI's taxonomy places the organism in Eukaryota, Dinophyceae, Prorocentrales, Prorocentraceae.
AUGUGCAAGGAGUUGUUGGCCGCCGGGGGCGGUGCCGCCGAGUUCGAGCUGUGGCUGCUCAACAGCCAGAGGCUCGCGACGUCCACCUGGGUGAUCUCCGCGGUGCUCACAGGGGGCCUCGGCCUGUUCCGGCACUCGGACGCGCUCGGGCGCUGGGAGAGCUGGCGGCACGCCCAGCAGGACGACGUGGCGGUGCUGCGGUCGCUCCGCUCGAAGCGGGAGGCGGCCGAGCUGCGCCAGGAGGCCGCGCGGUGGCAGGAGGCGCAGCGGCCCGCGGCACCGCUCGCCGGGGGCGGCCGGCAGGAGCGCGCCGAGAACCGCGAGAUGGACCCCCAGCACGACACGGCACGGCAGGGCACGUUGCAGUUGGCCGACGAGAUUGUGCACAGGGCCGCCGUCGGCCUGUUCUACGGGCUGUCUCCGCUGAUAUUGCCGGUGUCCGCCGCCUUCUCCAAUGGCGAGGACAAGCUCGCUGGUGGCGCGUUCUUCUUUGGGUUCGCGGUGUUGGCGGUAUGCUACAAUGCCUCUGCAGUUUAUGGAUGUUUCUACAGCGUGCAUUCCAAAAUGAGGUCCCGCCAGAUAUUUGUCACGUCUGGCCUUGUCGCGUGGCCGGUGAGUCUCGCUGCGCUUGCCUGCGCGGUCCAAUUGAAGAGCAUGUUGGUGCUCUUCGGCGUAGCCUUUCCGCUUAUGGGCUUCGCCAUCGGAGUAGAGGUCGCUUAUCUGCAUCUCGUCGAGGUGUCGAUGUGGUGGGGCGACAGAGUCAACAUCGGGCAUGCGCUUACCGGGACCGCGAGCGCAGCAGGGGCGUUGACCUGGACGCUGCUCAUCGGCGAGGCCAUGGCUCGUCUGGACACUCUCCUGGCGCUGUGGCUCCUUGCCGGCGUCCACGCGGUCGCCGUGGGUGCUGGGCUCCUGGUCGCAAACCCUGCAAGAAAUUUGCUCGAGUCCACAUCCCCGCAAGGCGACGUCGCGGACGCGGAGAAACCCAUGACCCCCAUGACCUCGCGAGAGCUUGCUCGUGACUGGCGCGUCUACGUUUUCCUUUUGGUUAUGGAGUGCUUCUGGUUCGCUGGUAUAUCCAUGAAGACGCUGCUCUCAGUUCUCUUCGAAGAGAUUUUCGACAUGACCUACCUCGAGGCUGUCCACUACAGCGCGGCGUGCCUCUCCCUGUACGUGCUGGCCCGCGCUGUUGUACCGCUCCUUGCGGCUGGGCACCCCUCACAAAUGGGUCGGCGGGUUUUCUUUGCGGUCCUCACGGCAGAGACGUUCGCCUACGCCCUCACUCCUUGGGCCGUCCGCCUCGAUGGGUACGGCAUGGUCACCUACACCUGCUUCCGGCUCGUUGGCGGCGCGGGCUUCGCGAUCCUCCUGUCGACGACCUCCGUGCUGCUCGUCCGCGUCUUCGGCGUCGCCAACGUCCCGCGCGUGAGCGGCCUCUUCUCGAAGAAGGCGCUGGACUCCGGCAGCGGGCAGGCGGAGAGCUGGGACCUGUUCUUCUAUCGCGCCGUGAGAGCGGCCGGCCGCGCCCGCGACCGGCUGCCACAGGCGCCGCCCUCGCCGAAUCGGGAGAUGCUGGAAGUGCCCCUGUCCGAGGCGGGGUGCCGGCCGCGGGAGAAAAAGUAUGGCCUCGUCAAGAACACCAGGCCGCGGGGCGCCGUGGAGGCGGCGGCGGGCGCCCCGCCGCCGGAGAGGCGGAGCCCGCACUCGGCGGCCGCGGCCUGGGGCGAGGCGCAGCCGCCGCCGGGCCUCGUCGUGCGCGGAGGCCGGCUGGAGAUCGUGGAGGCCGACUGGGCGCCGCCGCAGCCGCUGGGCGGCCCCUGUGGCGACCGCGAGGACGACCGCGAGGCCACGGCCGCGGCGGGGCGCCGCUUGGAGGCCUCCGCGGCGCACGCCGCGCCGCCCGGCGGCGUCGCCGCGGCGGCGGGGGCGCGGCAGGCUCCCGCCUCGGAGGCGCUCGCCGUGUGGCAGGAGCCGCUUGCUGCCUGGGAGGCGCAGGCCGGUGGCAAGCAUUGCCUCCUCUGUGGCCUGCAGUCGUCGCCACCAGAGUCGGCGGUGCUGAGCUGCCGCUGGUUCCGCACCGUCGCCAUCGCCGGGACCAUGCUCUACCGCGACGUGCCCCAGGUGGUGCUGACCGUCUACCUCUUGAUCACGGCCGAGCGCAGCGGCGCUUUGGCGGAUGCCACCAGGGCCGCCAACGUCUUCUUCACGGUGCUCUACGUGCUCGUCGAGCUGUUCUGGCUGGGCGACGCCCUGACGCAGCUAUUGAACGCAAGAAUCGCGCACGCACCGGGCCAGGGGGUCACCGCCAUCGCCGCCGAGAGCGGUCCAGACUGGGUCGAGGUGUCGUGGGCCGCGCUGGGCCACCGGAAGGGGGGGGCGGAGGAGUACUGGUGCAGCCUGAGGCCGCUGGCCGAUGGCGACGGCCACCGCGCCCCGCACGACGCGGUGCAGAUCGCGGUGGUUGCCUCGGGCGCCGCGGAUCCCGUGAGCGGACGCGUCGCGUGGACCUUCCGGGGCCUGGCCCCGGCCUCCGCCCUGGAGGCGACGGUCACGCCCGUGCGCGGGGGCGUGCCGUGCGGCGCGGGGCAGCGGGCGCGCGCCUGCACGAGCCAGGCCCCGGCGGCGGCGGAGGGCGGCGCCGCGGCCUCGGCGCCGAGGGCCCUGCGCUUCCUGAGGGUCGGGCGCCUGGACGCGCGGUCGGCCCGCCUGGAGUGGAGCGGCGACGCGGGCCCGGCCGCGCCGCACACCGUGCGGCUGAUCCCGCUCCACGGGGCCGUGAGCCGGCAGCCGUGGACGGAGCUGGCGGAGGGGUGCGCGCACGAGCUGCGCGGGCUGGAGCCGGGCGCCGCCUACCUGGCCGAGGUCUCGCCCGGGCCCCGCGGCGCGCCGGCGCGCCGCGGGCUCUCCUGCGCGCUGUCCUUCGUGACGCCGCCGGACGGCGGCUCCACGGCCGACGGGCCGCUUGGAGUGGAAGGCGGGGCGGCCCGGGGCGGCGAGGGGUGCCCUGCGCCGUCCGAGAGCUCGAGCAGCCCGCGGGGCCUCGCGGCGGCGCCCGCCUCGAAGGGCGGCCGCAGCGGACGCGCUGCACGGUCGCCAGGAGACGCGGGAGACGACCGAGGUGUCCGCGCCGCCGCCCCCAUCCGCGGAGCUUGAGGUCGGCGAGGUCGGCGAGGUUUGCUGACCCGUGGCCGCCUCCCUCCCUCUGUUUUUUGUUUUUUGUUUUCUUGGGGGCCCCCUGGUCACUUUCAUCUGCGACCACUUGCGAAUUCCACCCCUACGGGUCCAGUCGACGCUGCAGGCGUCAUUCAAAGUCUGGACCCCACCGUGUUUUUCAUGGGUCACCACGGAUUAAAGGUGUCGCCAGUUUCUUGUGGAUUGGCCCCCACUCUAUGUGUUGGAGUCCCUGGUCGGACCGUAGGCUGUAGUCUGUGGCGCGCCUCCGCUCGGGGCCAGGGAGCGGCGCAAGCUUGCCUCACGUGUGAGCUCCCCCGCCUCGCCGCCGACCCAGACCUCUGGCGCUCCGCGCCGCUUCUCCACGGCGUCGGCCCCACGAGACCCCCGCGAUUCCGGCGCCAAUCCCCACGACGGCCCUCCCGUCCCGAGCCGUCUCUUGAGGGCCCCAGGGCCUGGUCGCACCGUCGCUGCGCUUGUUCUUCUCGCGACGCCUGGAGGCCUGGUUCGCCGAGUCACCACGCUUGCUCCUUUCGUGCCGUGUGCUUUUCCGCAGCUGCACGGCAGUCCGGUUUCACUUGGGCAGCGCUGAGGCCCGCUGGCCGCCCUCGAUAAAGUCGAGCUGGCCCUGCGUGUCGGAUCUUCUCUUGCGCCCCCCCUCCACCUCCCCCAACUCCCUCCGCCAUCCCCAUCCAUCCUCUUACCUCUAGCUUCUUGGCUCUGGGAUGCGUCGGCUACCGCCACUGUCGCUGUCGCCGUCGCCCGAGUCGGUGGCCCUGACGAAUGGGUGGUGGCGGCAGUGACCGUGCCGAAACGCGCCCAGAGCCCAGAGUCCAGCCGGGCAUGAGGAUGCAACUUCGUCCCUUGUCUGGCGGAGAUGCUCCGGGGGGGUGACCUGUGCUCAGGGGAGGCUGCGGCACCGCUCAACGAUGUGCUGUUUCACCGGACCUGCAGGGUGGGCUGUUUCCCCACUCCGUGGUUCGGUGCGGAUCGGCUGCGCGCCUCGACGUCUUCGUCGCCGUUGUCCAUGUCGG